This is a messenger RNA of Opisthorchis viverrini, 2995 nucleotides long. RefSeq lists its product as hypothetical. The record is from RefSeq and is a predicted model, not a curated record. Lineage: Eukaryota; Metazoa; Platyhelminthes; Trematoda; Opisthorchiida; Opisthorchiidae. The transcript is spliced from 11 exons. The annotation marks the transcript as partial.
AUACACAUUCAGCUGUAUCAGUCCCGGUGGUCUGGCGAAAGAUGAUAUUUCCAUCCGGAUUGGCAAGGCCAGAGCAGCUUUUGCGAACCUACGUCACCUGUGGCGUAGGCGUGACAUCAGCUUCUCUGUCAAGGGUCGAGUUUACAAUGCUGCGAUGCGCUCCAUAUUACUAUAUGGAUCAGAAACCGGGCCGCUGCGCGCCGAGGACGUCAAAAGACUUUCAGUGUUUGACCAUCGAUGUCUUCGGAGCAUUGCCCGAAUCUGGUGGGAACACCGGAUCAGCAAUUCUGAACCAUUAUUCUUCAUCUUCCUUUGCUAUUCCCCCAUCAGUCCCGACGGUGUUCCAGAGAAGGGCCUAACUGAGGAAGAAAAAAAAAUGCUUCAACGUGCUCUAGCCACCUCAAUCCAUUUGGAUCAGAUUGACAAAGACAUCAACAGAACAUUCCGUAACACAACCUAUUUCCGCGCACGUUACGGGAGCCGACAACAAUCCCUCUUUCACAUCCUUGCCGCAUACUCCGUGUACAACACAGAAGUCGGCUAUUGUCAGGGGAUGAGCGAAUUGGUCGGCUUAUUCCUGACCUACAUUAUCGAAGAGGAAGAUGCGUUUUGGGCCCUGAGUCAGCUGAUGGGUGGUAACCGGUACAAAAUGCAUGGCGUGUAUGUGCACAACUUUCCGGGUCUCUACCGACUGUUUGAACAUCAUGAGCGAGUUGUGAAGCGUCUCCUGCCGUCUGUCAGCAAGCACUUUACGGAGCAAGAUUUGUCAACCUCUACGUACGCGUUGAAGUGGUUCAUGCAGUGUUUUCUAGAUCGACUCCCCGUUUCCCUGGUCCUUCGUUUGUGGGAUAUUUUCCUUCUCGAGGGAGAGAAAAUUCUGAUUGCAAUGGCCUACAAUAUUUUGAAAAUGCACAAAAAGCGCCUGCUUCGCAUGGACCAAGCGCAGCUCACGUGCUUUUUUCAGGAUGAGCUGGUAAAAGAUUUCCAGUUUGACGACGAUACUGUCAUUGAGUCACUGAAGGAUUGUUUGGAACAGCUGCGGCGAAGUAAACUGGACCAACCACCACCGCCAACGAUAGAUAUGCUUCCUCGACGUUCGAUUGGGUCUCCUGGAGCCGAACUGGUCUGGCAAAGCCAACCGCUGUUUUCUCCCAGGGAUCUUGGUAGAACACCAGCGUUGGAAGCGAACAAGUUAGUUUCAGAGAGUGGGAGUCUGAAAUCUGUAUCUCGACGGUCUGGCCCUUCAAGGUCUGUGAUAACGACCCAAAAACAACGCAGCAAACAAUCACCCAGUCUCACCUCAUCUCCUGGAAUGGCAACCUCAGCUUCCAUUCUUACCAUGAAGGCUAUGUCCAAUCGCAGUCGUGGAACCCAAGUGACUGUCACUCAAAAGACCGUCGAAGACACACCUUCCAGUCCAGCCAGUUCGGUUUCCCGCACAUCCCGUGGUGCCGGUCGGUCGGAAUCGCAGCUUAUUAAAGUAUCCAGACCACCCUCCAGUUGUGGUACAAGCUCACCUCGGAGUUCUCGUCUGUCCGUGAGUAGUCAACAAAGCCGACAGAGCCCGGUAACCUCUGGUCUUGCAGGCCUAGACUAUGGAUUCGCGACCACGGACAGUAAGCGACAUCAAGCUGCAAAAGCGUCCUAUAUGUCUCCCAUUGCGGAUCGAAUUCGGAACCUCAGAUCGGGUGAUUCAAAGACCUCAUUCCAGACCAAUAACGUCGUUUUAAUAUCCGUUCGGCCUCGCAAACUGGAGACAAAUCACGAGCAAGUAGUGGACAGGUUGGCGAAUAUGAUGGCUGAACGAGCCCACAUGAAGUCUCCAAACUUGGAAAAGCACGAUUCUGAUCGUCUGGGUCGGUGGUCCAGUGAGCGAGUUGUUUUCCUUGGAUCACGCGAUGUGCCAGUCUCCUCUAUUUCUUCAACCUCGGGUCUUGAAGACAACGACCAACCUUGGCAAUUACGAUGCGAGGAUCUCAGGAAACGUGACGGACAUAGAAAACGUCACGGUGACACGAGUUCCUUGUGGUCCUCUGGGUCUUCUUACGGUCGAAAUGAGCUCGCUCGAGUGGCCGGUAGUGCUGAAGCGAGUACACUAUCGACAAAACAGAAAGACGGUACUUUAGUCGCCCCUGACACUCCCCAUGUCGAUGUUAUAAGGACCAGUCCUUCGGACAGGAACGACGAUACUCGUCUGGUUUCUUCCGUUGAUCCUAAUGAGAACCCAUCGAAAAACGGUACAUCUAAUGGAUUCUCUCGUACAAAUGUUCCCCGGCGAACCUCAUUGAACAGCAUCUGUUCCCGAUCCCAAUCCAACGUUGUAUGUGGGCCGAAGCCCACACAGAGCGUAACUUCUUCGGUUAGAUGGAAAUCGCCUACAGUCUUGUAUACUCCGAUUCAAAAGCACCAAAGUUUUCAUGUUGUCAUUCCCAGACCAAAAGCACCACCUACUGUUGAAAUUCAGAUGCCUCCAAGCAAACUCGUCCACAGUUCUUCGAAUAAGCGGAUUCGCGUGCGGAGUGUGUCAUCAAGGUCUGACGUUAACCUUUUACGAUUCGUGUGCGGAGUGUGUCAUCAAGGUCUGACGUUGAGGAAAAACCAAAAUGAACCUGCGUAGUUCCCCACCUAUUUGUUUCCUGUACAGUUACCAGAACUACGCAGUCACCCGAAUUCCCUCCGGUUGUGAUGUGUCAUGUUCCGGUUCACACAACUUCGUGUGUACAAAAGUCGUCACAAAAGCAUAGUGCAUUCCUUUAACUCCACUUCCUUAUAUCCAGUUUAGUCCACCUGCGGUAUCUUCAUGCAGAUCCAUCAUCUGCUUGACCCUUAAGCGCGUCACUCUACCACUUCUGAGAUCAUUCUCACUGUUAGCUCCACGGUUAUUUUCGCUACAAUCACUUGUUCUCUUCCCUCACUCAGUUAUUUUAGCUACAAAGUGACUUUGUUUUCAACAUGACUUGUAAUUCAAAAGUACAGACUACUUCACCAUUCUGCU